UUCGUCUUUGCAGAGGUCACAUUCACAACUUUCUGUCUGGCUGUCCGUUCCAGGGCAAGGUUUCCAGAGGCCAGCGGAACCGCUGGGCAUGCCCUCUUGGGUUAGAAGAAGCUUUGAAGGGAUUGGAGGAGGGGGCGAAAUGUUGAGAAGGUGGAGAAUAGGGAUCAUGUGUGUUCCUCGAAUGUACAACCCACAUUUGAGUGACAAAUGACGAGGACAACCUGUAAAAACAACUAAGCACAAAUCCACCCGAAUCCAUCUCGCUCCGGAUGCGUGUGCUUUUUCCAACUAACUUUGGGAAGUCGCAGAGCCCCAGCGGUGCGGCCUGUGCCACCUCGCCUCUCCUCGCCUCCACUUUGGCAUUUUAAGUGAGUACCGCCCUCAGCGGUUCCUCUUCUUUUUCCGGACUAAGGAUGGAGGAUCCCUCCAUCUCCACAGCUCUGCCUCCCGCGCCCAACCUCUCCGUCCCCAUCCUGCCGAGCUGGGGUCUCAACCUGACUUCGGAACGCGGAGCCUCUGUCGCGGUACCACAGCCGCAGCCACGAAGGCAACCCAGCCACCCGGUCCACCUGGUCUUCAUGGGAAUCAUCCUGGUGGUCGCGGCGGCGGGCAACACCACGGUGCUAUGCCGCCUGUGCGGCGGCUGCAGCCGGCCCUGGCCGGGUCCCAAGCGUCGCAAGAUGGACUUCCUGCUGGUGCAGCUGGCAGCUGCCGACCUGUACGCGUGCGGGGCCACUGCGUUGUCGCAGCUGGCUUGGGAGCUGCUGGACGACCCGCGUCCAGCUCUGGGCGACCUGGUGUGCCGCUUGUCGCAGCUUCUGCAGGCAUCCGGGCGGGGCGCCUCCGCCCACCUGGUGGCGCUCAUCGCCCUGGAGCGCCAGCUCGCUGUGCGCCGUCCCCAGGGCCCGCAGCUGCCGGCGCGCGCCCUGGCUGCCCUGGGCUGGCUGCUGGCGCUGCUGCUGGCACUACCGCCGACUUUCGUGGUGCGCUGGGGCGCUCCUCCACCCACGGCCAUCAGCGCCUGGCCGGCGGAGCCUCGCUGCCGGGGCAUCUUCGCCCCACUGCCACGCUGGCACCUGCAGGUCUACGCCCUCUACGAAGCUAUCGUGGGUUUUGCGGCGCCGGUCGCUAUCAUGGGUGUCUCUUGCGGCCACUUGCUGUGUGCCUGGUGGCAGCGCGGGACCCAGGCUCCGGUGGCUGGGGCACCCCGGUCGGCCAGUCCGGCCCGAGCCCCCUUGCCCAAUGCACUACCCCGCGCUAAGGUGCAGAGCCUGAAAAUGAGCCUGGCGCUGGCGCUGCUCUUCGUGGGCUGUGAGCUGCCCUACUUCGCCGCCCGCUUGGCGGCUGCCUGGUCGUCCGGGCCCGCGAGUGACUGGGAGGGAGAGGGUCUAGUGGUGGCGAUGCGCGUCGUAGAGGUGGCCAGCAGCGCCCUCAACCCUUUCGUCUACCUCUUCUUCCAGGCGGGCGACUGCGGGCUCUGGCGGCGGCUACGGAGGCGCCUGGGCUUUGUGUGCUGCGUGCGGGAGGGAGAAGCGGAGAUCCACGAGGGAGCUGGGGACCACCAGGCACUCCACCGCCACCGCUGGCCCCACCCCCAUUAUCACCAUGCCCGGCGGGAAGAGAGGGACCAGGGCUGCCUACGCCCACCCCCGCCGCGCCCCAGACCGCCGCCCUGCUCCUGCGAAAGUGCCUUCUAGGAGCUGCUGCCUGGCCAGGUCAUUGGUCCCUGUGGCACAGCCUCCAGGCAACACGGGGCAGGACGUAGAGGUCUGCCCAAACCACAAAGGGUGGAAUUGUCCCCUGGAUCUUCUGAAGCCGUCCGCUUCCUCCCUGCUGUCAUAAUUCCUUCUUACGAGGACGUGGAUUUCACUUGUUUUCUCCCCAGUUCCUUUCUUAUUCCCUGUUUGGAAAGCUUUAAAAGUUCAUCCGAGUUCCAGAGUUAUAACUUUUGCAAUGUUCUUUUAUACUCCAUUGUGUUCUGGAUAAGACCAUUUAUUUUAACUAAAUUGCCAAAUUUCUUUUCGUCGCCGUGUUGUUUUAGUUAUUUUGAAUUGUGCUUAAAUCAAGUACAUCUUUGGGGAGCAGCAAAUUUGCUGUUCCUUCCAAGAGGAAAAUCCCAUGAUGCUAUUCCUGGGGAGAUUAGGAGCCCUACUGUAGGAAAGUAAUCAUUUCCCAUGCAGCGGCUACAACAGUUUCAACAUGGUAAUGCAUUUUCUGGUAAGAACAUCGGCGUGGCUUUGGUUUUCAUCUAACUUCCACAUCAAUAAAAACUGAGUACAGGAGACGAA
Molecule: messenger RNA, 2288 nt
Organism: Mesocricetus auratus (golden hamster)
Lineage: Eukaryota; Metazoa; Chordata; Mammalia; Rodentia; Cricetidae
Gene: Gpr150
Product: G protein-coupled receptor 150
Exons: 1
Coding region: 414-1697 (427 amino acids)
Biological process (GO): neuropeptide signaling pathway
Cellular component (GO): membrane
Molecular function (GO): corazonin receptor activity
Source: RefSeq, a predicted model, not a curated record